Hylaeus anthracinus is the source of this 3461-nucleotide messenger RNA. Its product is annotated as pseudouridylate synthase RPUSD2-like. Lineage: Eukaryota; Metazoa; Arthropoda; Insecta; Hymenoptera; Colletidae. Gene Ontology annotation, molecular function: RNA binding; pseudouridine synthase activity. The transcript has 7 exons. The coding region runs from base 621 to 2207 and encodes 528 amino acids. Gene Ontology annotation, biological process: pseudouridine synthesis. The record is from RefSeq and is a predicted model, not a curated record.
GGGGUGGUGGUGCUCGCGGGGGUUCGCGGUGCUCGCGAGCGUCUGGCGGCCUAGAAGCAGCCCGUUCGCGCCGCGAACGGUGGGGGUAGCCGCGGCCAUGUGCUCGCGCGUCGACGCUCUAUCGGCGAUCAGUCGUUGCCGCGCGCUCACGUCGAGCGUUUCGUGUGUUCUCGGUACAGUUUUCAUUCAACGUCUGAUCCCGCGGUUAUCUUGAUUCCAAAAACCGCGUAACGAAAGGGAACGUAACCCGGACCAUCGCCAAAGGAAGCUAGUUCAACGAUGACGACAGUGCGCACCCUGGAUUGCUCGGCGCGCGUGUGAUCAAGGAUUCCACCUUAAACGAGGGGGUGAGAAAUCGAUUUCGAUCGCGGUGAAAAUCGGCAAUUCGUGAUCCCGUUUCACGGAAGAUGCCAAGGUGAUCCCGUAAACCCUCUCUUACGUUCGUCUCGAUCGUCUUCGCACACUUGAUUGCGGUUGUUUUUUUAUCUGAAUCGGGUCGAGCUUCGCCGUCGACGAGAGUUCUCCACGGUGACCAAGUGAGCUCCUCGACUGUUCCGUGAACGCAUCCUGGCGCGUUGUUCCCGGCGUACAGUGGAAUUAUUCACGAUCGUGCCGCGAUCAUGCACCACACUGCGCCCUGGUACCUACCCUGGGGCCUGAAGCUGGUGCCGCUGCCGAUACCGCCUGGACAUCCCGCUUCCGGGAUCCCGAAUCCCGGUUUGCACCUGCUGGCACCGUUGCCAGGGAUCUACGCCCCCGAACCACGAAAGGUUGAUUUAAAACCACUCAGAGAGGCGACGAUCACUGUCCCAUCGCCAAAGAUCUCCGAAAAGCGAAAGUCUGAGGAAGCCGAUGUCAACAAGGAUUUGAAAAAGGCGAAAUUGGAAACGAAAGCCCUGAAAGCGAAGAGGCCGGGAUUCACAGACGAACGGUACAACGAGACCAGCUAUUACGUGGAGAACGGACUCAGAAAAGUGUACCCUUACUACUUCACCUUCACCACAUUCACGAAAGGGAGAUGGGUGGGCGAGAAGAUCCUCGAGGUUUUUGCACGAGAGUUCCGCGCGCAUCCGGUGGAUGAGUACAAGCGCUGUAUCAUAGCGGGAACCCUGACCGUUAACUAUCAAAAGGUGGACGUUGAUUACAGAUUGCGGCACAAUGACCUGCUGGCCAACGUCGUUCACAGACACGAGGUGCCUGUCACCUCGGAGCCGAUCACGGUGAUACACAUGGACGAGGACGUCGUCGUGGUCAACAAGCCCGCCUCCAUUCCUGUGCAUCCGUGCGGACGGUACAGACACAACACCGUGGUCUUCAUCCUGGCGAAAGAGUACAACCUGAAGAAACUCAGGACCAUCCACAGGCUGGACAGACUGACCAGCGGCAUUCUCCUUUUCGGUAGGACGCCCAAGAAGGCGAGGCAGAUGGAGCACCAAAUAAGAAACCGACAGGUUCACAAGCAGUACGUGUGUCGAGUGGAGGGCGAGUUCCCUGAAGAGGAAGUCGUCUGCUCGGAGCCGAUCGAGGUGGUGUCUUACAAGAUUGGUGUCUGCAAGGUGUCCGAGAAGGGCAAGGACUGCGUGACCAGCUUCAAGCGUCUCAGCUACAACGGCAAGUCGUCGGUGGUGCUGUGCAAGCCUCAAACAGGACGAAUGCAUCAAAUCCGCGUGCAUCUUCAAUACCUAGGCUACCCAGUGGUGAACGAUCCGCUGUACAACCACGUCGUGUUCGGUCCCCAGAAGGGCAAGGGUGGGAACAUCGGGAAGACCGACGAGGAGUUAGUCAGAGAUCUGAUCAGCAUCCACAACGCGGAGAACUGGCUGGGCAUGGACGGGGAUUCGGAGAUGAGCCUGUUCAAGCCGAAGCUGGACAUGGAGGAUCGCGUGCUGAGCAACGACAAGGACGGCUCAUCGCCUUCCUCGACGCCAGGCCUCGGGGAGGAGGAGCAGCAACAGCAACAACAGGAACCAUCGCAGAAGGUGACCGUGGGCACUCAGACCGGUUCGGAGCCGCCUGAUUCCAACUUUACGAACGACAAGAUGACGAUCGACCCGCACUGCUACGAGUGCAAAGUGAAGUACAGGGACCCGAAGCCCUCCGAUCUGGUGAUGUAUCUGCACGCGUGGCGCUACUGUGGCCCCGGUUGGGAGUACGAGACCCCGCUCCCAGCGUGGGCGGCCAGCGACUGGGCCGAGGAGGACCGAUAGUUCCGGUUCAGGAGCCCACCAUCGAGCGAACGAGCUGUCAUCACCCUUCGUAUCCCUUUUUGAUAUCCUUACCCCGUGCCUUCCAUCCGCCAGCGAGCGAUCUCGACCAUCGUACAUGUACCCACCCCUGUGACCAGGUCGCUGGACUCGCGAUGAGACCUCGACGCUGGUCCUCGACGAGCGUGUGUCGCGCCAGGUGUCUGCGCCGAAUCGAGGUUCCAAGAUGCGCGCCAAAUGGGAUCCUCUCGAUAGACCUGUCCUGGAUGUGACCGAUGGAACAAACAUAGGGAUCCGAUUAAGUCAGUUUUGACUUCAGGGAUGUUCUUGAGUACAAACUACCGAAUAGAUUUACUCACGAUUUCAAUCUAUUGGCUACAGAGAGAAAGCAAGAUCAGUCCUGGUUAACGUAAAAUACAACACCGUCAGUCUUGUUCCUUGAGAGACUGAUCUUUCUUUUUUCUGCAAUACUGCUCGCUGUACCUAACACCUGACAAGGUCUUAAAGAUCUAACGACUCAAGAGGAUCCUUCUAGGCCUGUCCCUGUUGCGUUCGAGAACUAUCGACUCGGCAGCCAGCAGGUUUUGUAUUUACUCCGACAAGUAUUUUUCAAAUCGUUCCGUAACCUCGACAGAUCCGCUGUGACUGGGUCUGAACAGCUAUAAUUGCGAGGUAUCGAGCUAGAAAUGUACGCUUCAACGACUGAUUUUGCCCAGGUUCACGCGUUAUCGAGGAUCCCGACUGUCCCGCAUGAAAGAUUGAACCAAUCAGCCAUGUACGAAGCUGGUUCUAUAAAUGGGUCGGUCGAAAAAUCACUGCCACCGAAGCGCACGAGAGAAGAUUGAUGCAACUGUCAACCACGGGAGCCUAGAUGGAUCGCGUCGUCCUUAUUCUUGAUUUAUGACACAUACAGAGACGAGAAGCAGUAACGCUCCUUUUCAUUUCAAAGAUUGGGCCUCGAAGACGAAAUUCGAUACUGAGUUCGAAAGGAAGCGUGCCUACUUGGAUGUUAAUUUUCUAGUUCUUCUACUCUCUUAUGUAACUCAUGGUAAAGUUAAGAUCAACUGAUGAAGUACUGAACUCUGGACACCGCAUAAAGAACACCGAAGUUAAUUCAUCGUCAAUGUAGAUAUAGAUACAUUCUCAGUUAUAUAAAAUAUAUUUUCCAGCUACUCUUUCAAUCAAGAGCUUUAUCGAUAGAACUGGUACAUUAACCUUGUAAUUCGAUAAUAAAUUGUCUGACCCUUCUUAUACGUA